Chionomys nivalis (European snow vole) is the source of this 1260-nucleotide messenger RNA. RefSeq names its product neuromedin U receptor 2 (gene Nmur2). NCBI's taxonomy places the organism in Eukaryota, Metazoa, Chordata, Mammalia, Rodentia, Cricetidae. The transcript has 4 exons. The coding region runs from base 73 to 1260 and encodes 395 amino acids. Gene Ontology annotation, molecular function: neuromedin U receptor activity. The record is from RefSeq and is a predicted model, not a curated record. Gene Ontology annotation, cellular component: plasma membrane. Gene Ontology annotation, biological process: G protein-coupled receptor signaling pathway.
CCCGCUCUGGCUCAGCCUAGGACGGAGCCUCAGAUCAGGGGACACCUGUAGCCUUGAAUUUUAACCUCAGCGAUGGGAAAACUUGAAAAUGCUUCCUGGAUUUACGAUCCUCUCCUGAAGUACCUGAACAGCACAGAGGAGUACCUGGCUCACGUCUGCGGACCCCGACGCAGCCACCUCUCCCUCCCGGUGUCUGUGGUCUAUGCGCUGAUCUUCGUGGUAGGGGUGACGGGUAAUCUUCUGGUGUGCCUGGUGAUCCUCCGACAUCAGACCUUGAAGACACCCACCAACUACUACCUCUUCAGCCUGGCCAUCUCAGACCUGCUGGUCCUGCUAUUUGGGAUGCCUCUGGAGGUCUAUGAGAUGUGGCACAAUUACCCCUUCCUGUUCGGGCCGGUGGGCUGCUACUUCAAGACCGCCCUCUUCGAGACUGUGUGCUUUGCCUCCAUUCUUAGCGUCACCACAGUUAGCAUAGAACGCUACGUGGCCAUCGUCCACCCGUUCCGAGCCAAGCUGGAGAGCACGCGGCGGCGGGCCCUCAGAAUCCUCAGCCUCGUCUGGGGCUUCUCGGUGAUCUUUUCUUUGCCCAACACCAGCAUCCAUGGCAUCAAGUUCCAGUACUUUCCCAACGGGUCCUCCGUGCCCGGCUCUGACACCUGCACAGUCACCAAGCCCAUGUGGGUGUACAACUUCAUCAUCCAAGCCACCUCAUUCCUCUUCUACGUCCUCCCGAUGACCCUCAUCAGCAUCCUCUACUACCUCAUGGGACUCAGACUGAAGAGAGAUGAAUCCCUUGAGGCAGACAAACUGACUGUGAGCAUUCACAGACCCUCCAGAAAAUCAGUCACCAAGAUGCUGUUUGUCUUGGUCCUCGUGUUUGCUAUCUGCUGGACCCCUUUCCAUGUGGACCGGCUCUUCUUUAGCUUUGUGGAGGAGUGGACUGAGUCCCUGGCUGCUGUGUUCAAUCUCAUCCAUGUGGUAUCAGGUGUCUUCUUCUACCUGAGCUCAGCCGUCAACCCCAUUAUCUAUAACCUCUUGUCAAGACGCUUCCGGGCGGCCUUCCGGAAUGUCAUCUCUUCUUCCUGCAAGUGGUGCCGUUCCCAGGAUCUCCCACCAGGACCUCCGGCCCAGAAGAUCAUCUUCUUGACAGAAUGCCACCUUGUGGAGUUGACGGAGGAGACAGGCCCCCAGUUCCCCUGUCAGUCAUCUGUCUACAACUCACACCUCUCCGCAGCGCCCUGUUCUGGACAGGGUCCAUGA